AUGAGUUCAAGUGAAACCAGACUACGAAUUGUCAAACUCGAUGACAAUAACUACGCCAAAUGGAAAGGCAACAUAACAGGAGCCUUGAUGUCGGCUACACUCGACGAAUUCAUCAAUCCUGAUGCUGUUCCUGUUGCUGCUCCAACCGAACUGCUGGUACAAUUGGAACGAAAAGUUCUCUAUGAAGCAUACGUUAUAUGUCAACGGAAAGCAGCUGGGAUCAUGUAUAGUCACAUGACUCAAGCUUAUCGCAUCAUUGUUGAGUCUGAAGGACUUAUCAAUAAACCUCUAGCAAUUUGGACUCUUAUGAAAGAGAAGUUUCAAUCGACCACCUCUGGAAGCAAAGGAAGAGCUUAUGCAUCACUGAUCCGAAACGUUUAUCAAAGCUUAAGUCAAUACAUCAAAGACACUCGAGCUUCACUAGCCAACAUGCAUGCAUGUGGUAUCAAUUUCACUGACGACUUGCACGAAAUCAUAUCUGAGAUGAUUGUCGCCAAAUUACCAAAUACAAUGGAAACAACAUUGUCAAUCUUAGCUGCUAAGCAACCCUUGAAGACCAAAACCGUGUUGGAUACGCUAGAUGCUCAUCUUAUCGAGUAUAACGAGCUUCAUCUCAAUGAAUCAUCUUCUAUGGCCUUGGCGACUAUGACUAAUCGACCUAAUCGACCACCAGGUCAACGUUUUCCCUAUCCAACUUGCACUAAUGGCUGUCAUAAUCCGGCUGUGAAAGGUCAUAGACCCAAUGCCUGUUGGGUAGCUUUACCUGAAUUACGCCCUGCAAAUGUUCCACCGCCACGAAGUCGUGCUACUACUGCUGUCUUGCAAGCUGCAUAUAUGGAUGAUCUCAUUGAAACUUCUGCUCUGUCAUGUCAAUACAGGACGAAUGGGACGCCUCGAGCAAUCUUUGAGGAGGUCUCUGCUAGCUUGACGACGUCAAUGUGCUAG
Melampsora larici-populina 98AG31 is the source of this 945-nucleotide messenger RNA. RefSeq lists its product as uncharacterized. The transcript has 2 exons. The record is from RefSeq and is a predicted model, not a curated record. Lineage: Eukaryota; Fungi; Basidiomycota; Pucciniomycetes; Pucciniales; Melampsoraceae. Bases 1 to 945 code for a protein of 314 amino acids.